UGGAGAUCACAAAAGCCAUUCUCAAGAGCAUCAUUACCUAAAACAAUGAAGCUAGAGGUGCACGUCAAGGUUAGCAUGAGAUGCGAGAAAUGCCAAACAAACGCCACUGUUACUGUCUCAAAAACAUCCGGUGGGUUUCUCUCCUUUUCUCCAGGGAACAUAGGAGUGCAAAAGGGCAGCCAACAAGUAGAAAGGGUGACAGUGCGUGGAGAUAAGAUCAAUUGUGUUCGUUUAACAACACCAGUAGGAAACAAAUGCAACAACAGUGGACAACUACUCACUGUGAAUUGGACCAAAGAUAAAAAAGAAGAUAAAAAGCAAGAGAGAGGAAAACCAAAGGCUCCAUUUCAGCCCAAAAAUGCUCCUGCUGAGUCUAAAGAUUAUGAAAAGAAUGGUGCACAGCCGUGUUGUUCCAUUAUGUGACUACAAAAAAUUCAGGAGCACAUCUGGUGGGUGGUCCCCUAUCAUAUGCAAUUGUACCGUGGAGAUCAUCUUCUCGGCCAAUCCAACGAUGGGAAGGUCUUGUUCCAUCAAAACAUUAUAGGACCCCAUAUUGGAACAUUAAUAUACGAAAUUUAAUAGUUUAAAAAAUUGUCAUGGAUUUAUAGCUAAUGUCACAUGUUGAAUGUCGUUAAAUGUUAUUAAGACUAAGAAUGAAAUGAGAAAGAUACAGCAAUUCAUUUUGUUUUGUGCA
Molecule: messenger RNA, 694 nt
Organism: Amborella trichopoda
Lineage: Eukaryota; Viridiplantae; Streptophyta; Magnoliopsida; Amborellales; Amborellaceae
Source: RefSeq, a predicted model, not a curated record